Messenger RNA from Macrosteles quadrilineatus (aster leafhopper), 2870 nucleotides. RefSeq names its product junctophilin-1-like. Bases 108 to 2870 code for a protein of 920 amino acids. The transcript has 10 exons. Gene Ontology annotation, cellular component: plasma membrane; endoplasmic reticulum membrane; junctional membrane complex. The record is from RefSeq and is a predicted model, not a curated record. NCBI's taxonomy places the organism in Eukaryota, Metazoa, Arthropoda, Insecta, Hemiptera, Cicadellidae.
AAUGUGUUGACCAGCAGCCAACAUCGGUGGGGAUGGCCGCAGACGGAUGUUGGCGAUAGUGAGGAAUGGUCAGCUGAUACUUCCAGUGGUAGUGCGCGAGUGAUGUGAUGAACCCGGGGGCCUCCACAGCGUCCCAGAGCCCGGCGUCUACCGGGGCGACGGGCACGGCGACCGCGGCCGCCGCCACCCAGGUCAACGGGGGUAGGUUCGACUUCGACGACGGGGGCACCUACUGCGGCGGCUGGGAGGACGGCAAGGCACACGGCCACGGGGUGUGCACGGGCCCCAAGGGUCAAGGCGCGUACAGCGGCUCAUGGCACUACGGCUUCGAGGUCUCCGGGGUAUACACAUGGCCCAGUGGCAGCACGUUCGAAGGCCAGUGGCAGAACGGCAAGAGGCACGGGCUCGGCGUGGAGUCGCGGGGUCGGUGGUUGUACCGGGGCGAGUGGACGCAGGGGUUCAAAGGUCGAUACGGAGUCCGGCAAAGCAACACCUCCAACGCCAAGUAUGAAGGCACCUGGGCCAACGGACUCCAGGACGGCUAUGGAUCUGAGACCUAUGCGGAUGGCGGUACCUAUCAGGGACAAUGGUUGAGAGGGAUGAGGCAUGGGUAUGGUGUGAGGGCGAGUGCUCCCUUCGGCCUGGCCUCGCACUAUCGCCCCAACAAGACACUGCGGGCGUCUCUGACAUCCCUCCGCAGCAACGAAGGCGCAGCGGGCGCGGAGGCUGCUGCCGAGAGAGACCGUAAGAUGGAUGACUCGCGGGGCGGCUUUGUGUUGAAGGCGAGGAGUGAUGAACCUCCAGUCCGUCGGCGAUCACUAGUCGAAAAGUCGAGCGGGAUCAAAAAAUCUAUCCUUUCUGGGCUGAAGAUCCGCAAGCAGCGCAGCACGGGAGACCUAGAGAAGCGUGGGAUAUCCGGAGGUAGUAUCCGCAGUACGGGUUCUAGUGCAUCAUGGGUCAGUACUGAGUCUUCUCACUCGGGCGUCACUAGUGGUUCUGUACACACAGACUCCAAUGCCAGCUUUGUGGUAGAGGAUGAACACAUGGACGCCAGUGUUACUGAGACUUAUAUGGGGGAGUGGAAAAACGAUAAAAGAUCAGGUUUCGGAAUAAGUGAACGUUCAGACGGACUUAGAUACGAGGGGGAGUGGUUCGGUAAUAAAAAAUACGGCUAUGGUGUCACGACUUUCAGAGACGGGUCGAAAGAAGAAGGGAAAUAUAAGAACAAUGUUUUAAUUACCUCCCAAAAGAAAAAACAUUUAUUCCUCAUACGUUCAGCUAAGUUCAGAGAGAGGAUAGACGCUGCUGUCAAUGCGGCUCAACGUGCCUCCAAGAUAGCUCUACAGAAGGCUGAUAUCGCCAUAUCAAGAACAGCGACGGCUCGCGGCAAGGCAGAGCUGGCUGACGUGGCGGCUGAGCAGGCCCGAGAGGACUUUGAGAUCGCGCGAUCAGUUGCCAAGCAGUUUGCUCCCGAUUUCACCCAACCAGGGCUGGAAAAGUUAAGAAGUAGAGAAAUUCCAAAAUAUCGGCCUCCUCCAGAGGAUAUGCAACCGUCUAAAUCAAUUUUACAAAAAUCUACCCAUUCAACCGACUCCAAUGUUCCUACAACGGCCAUGAACUCCAUAUCAAACCCAUCACAUCCGAGUACAUCACAGUCACAGUACGAAUCACAGUACCAAUCCAAACAACAAUCGUAUCAAGCCCAACAAUCGCAAAAUUCCCAACAAUCACAGUAUCAACAGUCAUCAAACUAUCCCAACACACAGCAGUCUUCGAUCUCACAAACACAAGCACAAUACAACCAAUCCCCUCAGCAUCAGUUGGAAACACAACAGCAACAACAGUAUCAAGCCCAACAACAGUAUCAGGCUGAACAACAACAGCAACAGUUUCAACAACAAUUCCAAAAACAGUUUCAUUCUACCCAGCCCCAAAACUACCCGCCAAAUCAGCAAAAUCAAGAUAAGCUACCUCAACAGCUGGUGACUCCCCCCACCCCUCAGCCUGAACAGCAUAAGAUGAACCCUGCUACCUCCGAGAGCCAAUACCCAAGAAACGAACUGAGGCGCAACUCCAGGCAGGUUCAACCAUCAGGAGACGCGCCUGGCUACAACUUCCAACAGGCGAUGAGUGAUCACUUCGACCACUACAAGCGACCGCCUAGCAGAGACAGUAGCGUGGACCGCUACAGUCGAGCAGCCAGCCGCUUAGCAGGCAGUCGACAGCCAUCGGUGGACAAAGCACUUCCACCGGAACCGUCAACCCCCCGCGCCCCUUCCUUAGCACGUUCCACAACCCCCGUAGCGGGGAACGGAGCUGCCGUGGGGGCGGGGAAACCUGCCUAUGUGGUGCCUAACUUACCUUCCAGUCCCCAGCCGCCUUUUGAAGACGUCAUCAUCAGGAAACGGGGUCUUGGUCAAGAUAUUGUGCCUUCGCCUCUGGGCAAGCCAGCCAGAACUGAAUCACUCUAUGUUGCAGCAGCUACGAAAAAGGCAGCACCUCCACCGAUUAAGCCCUCGGCGACGGUCCUUCCUCACACUCGACUCCUUCCCCACUCUCCCCCCUACGGUAUAGACUACGGCAGAUUGGACCGGUUGAUAGCAGAUCAGCUGUGGCGCAAGCAUCACAAUAAAAAGCCAAUGAGUUUUAUUUGGAUUCCACAGAAAGGCUGCCGGUCCACAAGGUCUGAGGCUAAGAUCAGGUUUUUGGUCACCUUGUUCCUUCUAUCCCUGAGUGUCCAGGGACCCAAAAAAGUGUCACUUGCCCAGGGCAGAUACUGUUGUGAGGCAGUCCCAUACCACCUUGGACUUGAACUCUCAGGAGUCAAGUGCCUUGUGCGCCUGGCUGUCUGUGAAAAUAGAAAUGUUUAA